This is a messenger RNA of Cladocopium goreaui, 1023 nucleotides long. The record is from the annotation of a GenBank genome assembly. NCBI's taxonomy places the organism in Eukaryota, Dinophyceae, Suessiales, Symbiodiniaceae.
AUGGCCUCCGUCGCAGCCUUUGUGGUGACCCCCAGCGCCCUGCGCACCGUGGCCCCGGCCACCCUUGUCUCCGCGCCGCAGCGUGCGCCCGGUCAGCACGGUGCUGUGCACCUGCCUGCAGCAGCGGCGGCCGCGGGUGCCGUGGCUGGGCUGGUGGGUGGCUUCAAGCGAAAGGCGCAGCGCAAGAGCCGUGCCGUGGUGUCUAUGGCCGCCCGUGGUGGUGAGAGCUAUGAUGCUUUGGUCAAGGACUUGGAGGAGCUGGUGAAGACCAAACAGUGUGGUCCCAUCUUGGUCCGUUUGUCUUGGCACGACGCGGGGGUCUUUUCGGAUGGCAAGCUGAAGGGAGGCUGCCCCAACGCGGUCAUGCGAUUCACAGAUGCAGGCGAGGGCACCUUCGGGGCCAAUGCGGGGCUUCCGGAUGUGGCUGUGGGCCUGCUGAAGCCCAUCAGCGACAAAUACGUCCCGGACACCAUCAGCCAUGCUGACCUCUGGGUGCUGGCGGCCAAUGUGGCUAUCAAGGUCAUGGGCGGUCCGGACAUCAAGACGCGCUUCGGGCGCAAGGAUGCCAAGGACUCCAGCGAGUCGGUCGAAUCGCAGGUGGGCCGUCUCCCCGACGGAGACAAGGGCAUCGACCAUCUCCGCGAGAUCUUCCAUCCCAAGGGCUUCGAUGACAAAGACAUUGUGGCCCUCUCUGGUGCCCACACUGUGGGAAAGUGCAACCUGGAUCGCAGUGGCUUCGAUGGACCCUGGACGGAGGAACCUUUGAAGUUCGACAACACUUACUUCAAGGAAAUGUUGGAGAAGGAGUACAAAGAAGAAACCACCGAGAAGGGAAAUCCUCAGUUCAGGAGCGGCAGCGGCACCAUCAUGCUGAUCUCGGACUUGGCUCUGCUGAAGGAUCCGGCCUUCAAGGAGCAUGUGGAGACCUAUGCGAAGGAUCAGGAUGCCUACUUCAAGGACUUCACCAAGGCCUGGAUCAAGUUGCAGGAGAACGGUGUGCCGGAGCUCAGGGAUGCCCUGUGA